Penicillium digitatum Pd1 is the source of this 1134-nucleotide messenger RNA. The record is from RefSeq and is a predicted model, not a curated record. NCBI's taxonomy places the organism in Eukaryota, Fungi, Ascomycota, Eurotiomycetes, Eurotiales, Aspergillaceae.
AUGUCAUUUUGUCUUGUUUUUGCAUCUUUGAUAGGCCCGAUCAUUGGGGGUGCUCUUGCAGAAGACUCGACGUGGCGAUGGACUUUUUUCGUCAAUGCACCGUUGUGCGUCAUUGCGAUGGUUGUCAUCAUCGUUGCGAUGCCCAAGCACUUCGGUCUUGAUCAGCACACUCCUUCAUUUCGAACACGAGCCUCCUAUCGCUCAUUUGCUAAUCUCGAUAUACUGGGAUCACUUUUGAUGAUGGCUGGCUCAUUUUUGAUAGUCGCCGUCUUGAACGAAACCAAUCUGGCAUUCUCAUGGUCCUCGAGGGACGCAAUUGCGCUCCUCGUGCUCACGGGCGUUUCCUGGAUUGCUUUCUUUGCUUGGGAAUGGCAUAUCUCAGGCAUCCCGGGUAAAGACCCCAUAUUUCCCAAGCGUUGGCUUUUCGAUCGUCCGUGGCUGGGAAUACUUCUUUCUUCUUUUGUCAUUGGCGCACCAUACAACGUCGUUCUAGUAUAUGUUCCCCAGCAAGCCCAGCUUCUGUUGGACAAAACGCCCUUGGAUGCCGGUAUCUAUUUGAUUGGGUAUUCCGCUAUUGCGGCUUUUGCAGCGGCUGUUGUCAACAUCGCCAGCUCUAGGGGACGUAUCCCGUUUAUUUAUACUCUGUUCGUGGGCUGCACAGUUCACACUGUCGGAAUUGGGCUUCUUUCAACCAUUGCCACUUCUAGAGGCUUUCACGCAGCCGAUAUUGGCUACCUAGUCAUUGCUGGGACAGGAAUGGGUCUGACAAUGGGCAUCCUCGUGCUAUCGACGCCAUACAUAGUCGAAGAUAGAGACCUGGUCCAGAUUCGCUUCCUUGGCGGUGCCAUUGGUCUUGCCAUUGCAUCUAAUAUACUGAAUGGCCGUCUAGCGAAGCGUUUGCGCGGUGUCAUGACGUCGCAUGAACUGCACCUCUUUCUUGAGAAUGUGAGAUUGAAAAACACUCUUUCUCCCGAAAUCCAGGAGGAGGUGAAAAGUGUUCUAGCUAGUAGUUUCAAUACGCAGCUGCUUGUCAUGGUCGGAUUUGCGGCUGCUCAGCUACCGGCGACUCUACUACUGCUAAAGGCAGGCCGGCAGCUUGCAGCCCAUAAAUACUCGGGGAAGAACUCAGGGUGA